Messenger RNA from Belonocnema kinseyi, 1155 nucleotides. RefSeq lists its product as uncharacterized. NCBI's taxonomy places the organism in Eukaryota, Metazoa, Arthropoda, Insecta, Hymenoptera, Cynipidae. The transcript is spliced from 2 exons. The coding region runs from base 259 to 1155 and encodes 298 amino acids. The record is from RefSeq and is a predicted model, not a curated record.
AAACAUGUGAAAGUCCUUCAGUUUGCGAAGACGACAAUUACGCGUUCAGAGGUUUACGAGAUCGAAGAAAGUGGCUUAGCCGUCAAAGAUCCGCAGAAGAAGGACUUAUUUAUACUCAAAGAGAUACGAAGAAAGAUCAUCGGCUUUCCGGGUAAUCGACCCUUGUCAUCAGCUUCCAAAUCUCGCGAGGAAAUUCUCCAUGAAAAUAUCGAGUGUUACAUAAGAGAAAAUAUCAUAACAUCGACAUCAGAUAUCAAUAUGUCUUCGACUCCCAAGCAGAAGCAGGAGUUCCAACAAGCCAGGAAAGCAAUUCAGGAACCAUCAAAUUCAUCAAAAAAAAAUUCACCGUUCCUACUCCCCAAGCCGAUCAAAUUGACGGAACAACUGUCUCCAUCGUUCAGUCUUUUUGACGAUUUUACCUUUUCCCUCUCACCCCCGAAUGCACAUGAAGGCCAAGGAUGGACUCCCUCCGACCAGUUUAAACUGGGAACCGCGACUCAAAGUAGUUAUCUCACAGAUACCAGGAUCGACGAAAUGACUCCGCGAUUUUCUAACUUGAGUCUUCAGAGAGAGGGAGCAAGAUUUCCAGAACUGGGACAACGUCGAAAAAUUGGUCCAAUUAUUCCACCGAAUCCUACAUUUCAACCCGUCGUCUGGCCUGAAAAGGGAUUUCCUUUCCAUCAGACUGGACCGUCGAAUGUAGUUCCAAAUUCUCUUCAGUGCGCCUGCACUCCCGUUUGCGUAAUUCCCCAACAAAUGCCGUAUGAGUUGGAAAAACAGGCUUUUCUCUGCAAUCAACAUCGCUGCAUGCCUACAAGUUGUGCAGGAUGCAUAGAAGAGUUUGCCAAUUCAAAUCUGCACCGGAUGCCAGAACCUUGCAGUUUGCCCUGCUGCAAGCCGACUCAGCAUGUCCGUAUUGUGAGCCAGGAGGAUGUGUAUCAGCAGCUUCCGGAACCUUAUCAGUCUCCAGCUUCAUUGAAAGGUCGGAAGAAGCUCACCUCUGGAAGAUCAAGGAAGGCUGUUGUGAAGGUGAAUCAGCGUCGCAGAAACCAUUCAGAAAAUCGAGAGAUUCCUGAGCAACAGAUUUUUGUUUCCAAUAAGCCAGCUGAACAAAUUCCGAAAGGGGCCAGACCGAUUUUACCAGCCAGGAAGUAA